AUGUGGGGGGGCUGGUCCCUCCACAAACACAGAGCCUCCUGGCCCUCAACUCCUUCAACCAGACCCUUGACUUCUUCAGCUGGACCCUCGACUCCUUCAACCGGACCCUCACCUCCUUCAACUGAACCCUCACCUCCUAACCUUCAACCAACCCCUCAGCUCCCUCCCCCAAACCCUCAGCUCCCUCCGCUGAACCAACUUGACACUGGUGCUCAUCCAGUUGAUGACCCAAAUAAUAACCUCUAUGAUGACCCUUACACCAAUGACAAUGGCCCUCUCUCUGCUCCCCUUGGGAAUGCACUGGAUGUGUUAGAUGGAGAUGUCAACAUGUACAAUGAUGACAACAACAACAACGGGGUGGAGUACAACUCCUCCCGGCGUCAUGUCGUCAGCAGUCCCCCCAAAGUGGUGGGACACAAAUGGCAAUAUGCAGCCUCUCCUUCUCCCCCUCCUGUCCAAACUAAUGCCUUUGUUCUCCCAUGGAAGCCCCAGACACUGGCAUACCAUAGUCACGUGGCGUUUGGCUCUGCCUCACCUGGCAGCCAAGUGCCAUGUAGACCUCCAUCGUUCACUUCAUCGUCGGGGAUAUCCUGCAGCUGCUCCACUCCCUCAUCCACAGCAUCCUCAUCCUAUCUAUUGACUGACUAUCAGAUUUUGCCAAUGGCAUCUCAGACAUCACUGUCUGCAAAGCCACAGAGCUUAGCCAGCUCGAAAAAGAAGAGGACUUUGGCAACAGACAUUGAGGGCCACCUCAGCAUGCUUAACGAUGAAAUUCGGAGCAUGCAGAGUGACAUAAGAAGGAAUUUCAGUAGUGCUGAGGCCAAGGCCAAGGAGAUUCUGCACCUUCAGGCUGCAGCUGCCUUGCAGGAAAAGGAGGCUGAGACCUGGUGCCUGAAGAUCCAAUAUGAGACCAUGAUCCAUGCUAGUCCCUUGACCUCAUCACCAUCAGUUUGA
This is a messenger RNA of Suillus subaureus, 954 nucleotides long. RefSeq lists its product as uncharacterized. The transcript is spliced from 4 exons. NCBI's taxonomy places the organism in Eukaryota, Fungi, Basidiomycota, Agaricomycetes, Boletales, Suillaceae. Bases 1 to 954 code for a protein of 317 amino acids. The record is from RefSeq and is a predicted model, not a curated record.